UACGUUGUUAUGUAGACUGUUUUGGUUCGUCAGAGAAUAAAGUGGGUAAAUAAGACCGAAUCCUUUCUCUCUGUGCAAUAUCUUAUGGGCUAACAUAUUAUAUAAUCAGCCCAUUAAGAAAGUCCCUGACUUGCCCAAGAAUUCAGAGGAGGACGAAAUGUCAACUUUAACCAGCCUUGCGGUAACUACUUGUCUUUAUUCUAUAAAAUCAUCUCUCUCACCUUCCUAUCUGUCUUUCUCUCCUACCGUUUCUUCACAAACAACCAAAGCGAACCACCACAGAAAGAAAAAAAGAAAAAACAAACAGCUUCGUGAUCGUCAUCAUCCUCCGGAAAAAAAACAAAAUGGGGAUCGUCGUCAAGUCAUUCAAAGAUCAAUUCUCCUCUGAGGAGAGAUUGAAGGAGUCGAGCAACAUCAUUGCCAAAUAUCCAGAUAGAGUUCCGGUGAUCAUUGAGAAAUAUUCAAAUGCAGACCUCCCUGACAUGGAGAAGAGCAAGUUCUUGGUCCCACGAGACAUGACUGUUGGACAUUUCAUUCACAUGCUAAGCAAUAGACUACAGUUAGAUCCAUCUAAAGCUCUGUUUGUUUUUGUACAGAACACACUUCCUCAAACAGCUGCUCGCAUGGACUCUUUGUACAAUACUUUCAAGGAAGAAGAUGGUUUCCUCUACAUGACGUACAGCACUGAGAAGACAUUCGGCUAACCCAAAAAAAAAGAUUCGUUGCUUUAAUAUUUGAAAAGCUCGUUUUCUGAAUAAUCCGUUUGUUUGACAUAUUAUUUGUGAAUAAUGAAUGUCAGCUCUUGUUAGCUGACCUUUGUACAGAAAAGCUAAAAAAAAAUUGACUUUGUAAAUUGUAUUCAAUAAUAAAACAAUGUGAUGAUAUGAUUCACACGAAACCCUUUUCUUUGUU
Molecule: messenger RNA, 912 nt
Organism: Brassica rapa (field mustard)
Lineage: Eukaryota; Viridiplantae; Streptophyta; Magnoliopsida; Brassicales; Brassicaceae
Product: autophagy-related protein 8h
Source: RefSeq, a predicted model, not a curated record